AAACAAGAGAUCCACCAUGAAACUCACCAACACCACUUUCUUCUUCUUCCUCAUCUCUCUCCUCUGUUUAUCGUUUGCUUCAUCGAACAAGCCUCAGCUUUCAAAUGGCUCAACCAUCUUGUUCACGACGAUAGGUAGACCCACCUUCGAAUUCGACAUCUUUACUCUCCCAACGAGCCAUCGCCCACCGUCACCAGCCGAUGAGCACCGUUUCACCGACGGCAAAUCUAUUAAUUUCAACGGCCAUUUCGCUUCUCCUUCUCCGGCGUUAAUCUCACUUCUACCCAAUAAAUCUCAGAUUCAACCACAAGACUUGCAUCUCAUCUACGUCACCGAGAGAGACGGAACUCCUAGCUUAAACUACGACGUCGUUCACAGCGAUACUGGAUCUAGAGUUCAGGUUCCGUUAUUUUCCGGCGAGGAACAACAGAGUGGUAUGAAUGUAAAUUCCAUGAAAGAUACGCCUGUUUUAACCAACGACUAUCUUGUCUACGUGUCGACACAUGAGAAUCCGGGGAAACCCAUGGCGAGUUGGGCCGCCGUUUACUCGACUGAAAUACGAACUAAGUCGACUCGGCGGUUAACACCACCUGGAAUCGCUGAUUUUUCACCGGCGGUGUCUCCGUCUGGGAAAUGGACCGCCGUGGCUUCGUACGGUGAGAAAGGCUGGAAAUGGAGCUUGGUAGAGAAAGAGAUUAGUUCAGACAUCUACGUUUUCCUGACUCGGGAUGGGACUCAGCGAGUCAAGGUGGUUGAGCAAGGCGGGUGGCCGAGGUGGGUCGACGACUCGACUCUGUAUUUCCACCGGAAAAGCGACGACGGUUGGAUCAGCGUGUACCGAGCGAUUUUACCCAAAACCGGACCGGUUAACACCAAAUCCGUUACGAUUCAACGAGUCACACCACCCGGUCUUCACGCUUUCACACCAGCUACGUCACCAAACAACAACAACUUCAUCGCGGUGGCUACAAGGAGGCCUGGAUCAGAAAUCCGCCACGUGGAGCUUUUCGAUUUAAAGAAGAACGAGUUCAUCGAGUUGACUCGUCUUGUAUCACCAAAGAGUCAUCAUUUUAACCCGUUUCUUUCCCCUGACUCGUCCCGAGUCGGAUACCAUAGCUGCAGAGGCGACGCAACUGGACGAAAAACUCCUCGGAAUCUCCUUCAAAGCCUCAAAACCACUUCAAACGACCUCUCUCUCUUCAGAUUCGACGGUGCGUUUCCGUCUAUCUCUCCAGAAGGUGACCGAUUCGCGUUUGUCUCUUUCACGGGCCUUUUCGUUGUGAAACCAGACGGUUCAGGUCUACGUCAAUUGCUUCCACAAAUGGGAUUUGGAACAGUUUGGGAUCCAAUUCGACAUGGAAUCGUCUACACAAGCUCAGGUCCAGCUUUAGCUCCAGGGAAGUCUCAAAUCGAUAUUCUCGCCAUUAACGUCGACGCACCAAAUCCAUCAGCCGCCGUUAAAAAACUAACGACUACCGGCGAAAACAACGCCUUUCCUUGGCCAUCACCUGACGGUAAACGGAUCGUGUUCCGUUCUUCUCGGUCCGGUACUAAAAACCUUUACAUAAUGGACGCAGAGAAAGGUGAAUCCGGUGGUUUGUUCCGGUUAACGAACGGAAACUGGAACGAUACGAUAGCUACUUGGUCUCCAGAUGGUAAUUGGAUUGUGUUUGCAUCGAACCGGGAAUUUCCCGGUACGUUGUUGAUGAAUAUAUAUGUGGUUCACCCUGAUGGGACCGGUUUAAGGAAGCUGGCGCAAAACUUGACUGGUGGGGUAUCGAUGCAUCCGAUGUUUAGUCCCGACAGUAAGAGAAUCGUGUUCACUACCAUUUAUGCUGGAAUCUCGGCGGAGCAGAUCGGUAAUCCGCAUUUUAACGUACCGAGUAGUGAGAUUUUUACGGUGAAUUUGGAUGGCUCUGGUAUGACGAGGCUAACGCAUAACUCGGUGGAAGAUGGACCACCCAUGUGGUUCCCUAAGAUCAAAGCUACUGGUGAUGUAGCGUGGCCUAAGAGGUUUGGACCUAGUUGCUCUAUCCAAGAUUUCAAGACGCAAAAUACUACCGUGAAAAUGAAAAUGAAUAAGCCCGUAACAAUGUCAUCAAUGUGUGUUGUUCCUUCACAAUGAUUUGUUAUGUAACUUAUUCUUCGAAUUAAAAACUUGUUAGAUAAUAUCUUGUUAAGUAUCCGGGUAGCCUAAGAAAUAAUAUAACUUUGAUCUUUAA
Arabidopsis arenosa is the source of this 2222-nucleotide messenger RNA. Lineage: Eukaryota; Viridiplantae; Streptophyta; Magnoliopsida; Brassicales; Brassicaceae. The record is from the annotation of a GenBank genome assembly.